Messenger RNA from Elaeis guineensis (African oil palm), 1731 nucleotides. Its product is annotated as phospholipase A1-Igamma1, chloroplastic. Gene Ontology annotation, molecular function: glycerophospholipase activity. Lineage: Eukaryota; Viridiplantae; Streptophyta; Magnoliopsida; Arecales; Arecaceae. Gene Ontology annotation, biological process: lipid metabolic process. The record is from RefSeq and is a predicted model, not a curated record.
AUCAAGGUUUCACAACCUGGAAUCAAUUUCCAUAUCUCGCUCUCUCCGACCAAUAUUCUUUGUUGAUGGCCUUGGCAUCCUCCUCCAUCGUCCCCCUGCCGCUCCCCCUCCCCACCUACUCCACCAAGCGCCCACUUCUUGCACCAUGCGCCGCCCAGCGGACCCCCGAUGCCGCCACCACCGUUGAGCUGCCGCACCACCAAGAACAACGGUCAAAGUCCACCGUCAACCUCCCAACGACGCUAUCCAACCUCCUCCACCUCCACCUCACCCCCAAACCAGAAAAAUCUCUCGAGAACGUUGCUAUCGCCUUGCCCGCAGAUCGCCGGAGCCCAACCGAAUCCCCCAAAGAAGACGUUUCCUCCUUGUGCUCCGAGCUCCAUGGCUCCGGUGACUGGUCCCAUCUCCUCAACCCCCUCCACCGCUGGCUCCGCCGUGAGAUCGUCAAGUAUGGCGAGUUUGCUCAGGCUACAUACGAUGCCUUCGACUUCAACCCCUUCUCGGAAUACUGCGGCAGCUGCCUCUAUAACCGCCGCCGCCUCUUCGACAACCUCGGCCUCGCCAAGAACGGUUACAACGUCACCAAGUACAUCUACGCCAUGUCCCACAUCGAGCUCCCUCGCUGGCUCGAACGCUCCAUCCGGGCUGAUACCUGGAGCAAGGACUCCAACUGGAUGGGCUACGUAGCGGUAAGCGACGACACCGAAUCCCGUCGAAUCGGAUGCCGAGACAUCGUCGUCGCAUGGCGUGGAACCAUCGCGCCGGCCGAGUGGUUCGAGGACUUGCAAGGCAAGCUCCAGUCACUGGGCUCCGACCAUGGCGACGUCAAAGUCGAGCAUGGAUUCCUCAGCAUCUACACCUCCAAGAGCGACGCCACCCGGUACAACAAGUCGAGCGCCUCAGAGCAAGUAAUGGAGGAGAUCAAGCGUUUGGUGAGUUUCUACAGAGAGAAAGGUGAGCAAGUGAGCCUGACGAUCACCGGCCACAGCCUUGGCGGCGCGCUGGCUCUCCUCAACGCCUACGAGGCGGCGUCGGCCAUUCCGUACCUGCCGGUAAGCGUGAUAUCCUUCGGGGCGCCUCGGGUCGGGAACAUCGCAUUCGGGGAGAAGCUGAAAGAAAUGGAGGUAAAGACAUUGAGGGUGGUCGUGAAGCAGGACUUGGUGCCGAAGAUGCCGGGGAUCUUGUUCAACGAGGGGAUCAAGAAGUUUGAGAACGUUACAGGAACGUUGGAUUGGGUCUACACCCACGUUGGGCUGGAGCUGGGGUUGGAUGUGAGAUCCUCGCCGUAUCUGAAGAAGGGAUUGGAUGUCCCGGGAUUCCAUAACUUGGAGGCUUAUUUGCACUUGGUGGAUGGAUAUCUUAGCUCGGAUACAGAGUUCCGGCUUGAUGCUAAGAGGGAUGUGGUGCUGGUGAAUAAGGCGUCCGGGAUGUUGAGGGAGGAAUUGCGGAUACCGCCGUGCUGGUACCAGUCGGCCAACAAGGGGCUGGUCUGCAAUUCGUAUGGGAGAUGGGUGCAGCCUCAGAGGGAUCCGGAGGAUAUCCCCUCGCCCUACAGAAAUGGGCCCAUAACUUGUCACAGCUAAGGUUUGGAAGUAGAUCGGUUGUGCUGUAUAUUGUGUAAUUAAUUUACAAGAUUGAGUUUAUUCAUCAACAAUAUUUUGUCUUUGGUUGCAACAAGUUCAUCAAUAGUACAUGCCAGCUCAUUUUUAUUUCCUUAAUUUGUACCAUCAC